Molecule: messenger RNA, 1131 nt
Organism: Penicillium longicatenatum
Lineage: Eukaryota; Fungi; Ascomycota; Eurotiomycetes; Eurotiales; Aspergillaceae
Product: putative cyclin
Exons: 5
Coding region: 1-1131 (376 amino acids)
Biological process (GO): regulation of transcription by RNA polymerase II; positive regulation of DNA-templated transcription, elongation
Cellular component (GO): nucleus; cyclin/CDK positive transcription elongation factor complex
Molecular function (GO): cyclin-dependent protein serine/threonine kinase activator activity
Source: RefSeq, a predicted model, not a curated record
AUGGAGCGGGUUCGCCCUCGCCCUGAUCCCGGCCUCCAAGCUCCGGAGCGCCCAGCCAUUCAUCCUUCAUUUAUCCAGGUAGCCAGGCCGUACUUGUUCGAGCAAACAAUUCAUGAUUGUAUUCAAGCUCUGGGAAUGAAUCCCAUUCGAGAAGAAUCAUUGCGUUUGCAAGGAGUGUCAUGGAUUGACAAUGUGCGGAAAGUGCUCCACCUGCCAGUGCGUACUUAUGAUACCGCUACGAUGUACUACCACCGAUUUCGGUUGGUACAUCCUGAUAAUGAAUAUAACUUUGUGGAUGCGGCCGCAGCGGCACUAUUUACUGCAUGCAAGACGGAAGAUACGCUCAAAAAGUCUAGAGAUAUUGUAUGCGCCGCAUACAAUCUCAAGCUAUCACCAUCAGACCACCUGGCACCAGAUGAUCCCAUUUUUGACACCAAUGCUCGGGGAAUCAUUGGAUUGGAGAGAUUAAUGCUAGAGGCAUCUGGCUUUGACUUUCGCACCCGCCACCCUCAUAAGACUUUAUUCAAGCUGGCCCGUCGUCACGGGAUACCAGUGGAAGUCUGGAGCUUAGCCUACCGCAUUUCACUUGAUCUCUAUCGAACGUUCGCACCGCUCAAACAGUCGACGUCACCUUUGGCCUUUGCUUGUCUGGAACUCGCCAGUCGACUCUUGAAUCAGCGUACCGAGGCCCUAGAGUCCAGAGAGGAAUACGAGCGAUGGGACACAAGCCGAGAAGAAGUAAUGGAAACCCUCUUUGACCUGCUAGAACUCUAUACGCAUCACCGAUCUUCAACAUCCGUGGGACCGGAUUUCCCAGCAGACCAGUUCUUAACCGUCCGCAUCCCGCUGAAUCAAGAAGCCGCAGAAAACAGCAUUCCUCGAUUCGCAUUCUUCAUAGACCGACCCCGUGACCAGAGAUUGAGCGCUGGUAGUAGGAGAUCCGCAGAACCUCCUCAACGACCUUUGCACCCAUUGACACCUGUUGCUGCUAGCGGUGAGCGCCACAGGGCAGAUAAGGGGCGGGAUGCAGCUGUUCGAUUUAUGCUUGAUUCUACCGAAGCGGAGAAGGAGAAAAUGGAAGUUGAGGCGUACUUCAAGCUUGAGAUUGAAGAGUAUCAGGUUGAACAGUAA